Molecule: messenger RNA, 9231 nt
Organism: Zonotrichia albicollis (white-throated sparrow)
Lineage: Eukaryota; Metazoa; Chordata; Aves; Passeriformes; Passerellidae
Source: RefSeq, a predicted model, not a curated record
GGAACAUGGUCUUAAGGAACAGAAAAUGUUGAUGACUUUGAAGGAGCCCAUUGUUCUGCAGCCUAAGCUACAUGGUUUUGGCCCAUUAGAUCUGAAAUCAGGCAACCAUUUAGCCCCAGAAGUUCUUCUUUCAAGAUUUCUCAGGGUUUACUUGAGCUCCAAGUAUUUGUUUUGCUGGAUUGGGAUCCAGCUCCUCAUGUCUUCAGUUUUCAAUUCCUGAUGCUGCCAUUUAGAUGUCCAGUUCAGUCAUUCUCUCAGCAUUUGGAUAGGAACAGACUCCCUUUAAUACACAGUAACUGUGCAGAGAAUGUGCAUCAGCCAUUAGAUGUCUGAGCUGUAUCCUCUCUGAUUUAAAUCUGGAGUGGGUAGAAUCUACCCCUAUCACUUAGACAAAGCCCAAAUUGACACAGUCAUGAUGUAGGACUCUGUGAAAUCCUGCCAACUGCUGGGGAGGCAUUAUCCUGUUUAUUUGUAUACAUCACUCUCUUUCAAGAUCUUUUUAAACACUUUGCAGUAUAAUUUCCAGAAGGAUAAAAGUUAUUUAAAUGAAAACAGCAUGUACCAACCUGUUUGGUGCUGCAAGGGAGGUGGAAUAUUAAAAGUAUUCAGCCUUUUUUCAGGUUGUAGUCUGCAGCUGUUUUACAGGGUCCCAUCUGACCUUAAAAUAGGUUAAAGCUUCCUUAAAGCUGAUGAUUCCACUUUACUGAAGGUAGACAGAAAAAGGAAUAUUAUAAAACUGGUUUUCUUUUUACAAGUUACUGUACUUGUUUAUCUUAUGAUGUUUUAUUUUUCUUAUUCUAAAUGAGGAACAUAGGUGAGCCAGUUUUGUUUUCACUUGCCCUUCAAUGCUGACAUGUUUGUGGGAGCCUUUUUUAUGUGGUGUAGAACUGGAUUCACUGUGAUGACUUUGGCUACAUUCAGCAGCCUCUGAUUUCCUUGUUUGUGUGCUGGUUUGCUUUGAAAAGGUGUGUCAAAAAUUUUUGUCUCUCCUCUUCACACCCACGCUCCCCACACAGGUCUUCAUUGCAUGAUCUAGCCCGUUUAUAGGAGACAUGAAUUUGCAUGGAAUUACUUUUGGGGAAGUUUGCCUGAACUAUAUAUGGUUCCAUAAAAACCCACAGCUGCACAUCCGUUGCCACUGCAUACAGAUGGGAUUGGGAGUUUGGCUCAGUCCCCUCAUUCUGUAAAGCUGUGCCCGAAAUAGGUGUGCCUAUUCAGCUCACUUAAUUUGUAUGCUGGGAAUGCUGUGUUUUUCUCACUGCUUGAGUGUGAACUACAGAUGCACACAACUUGAGCAGCUGAAACUUACCUGCAUUUAAUACUUGCCAUCUUCCUGUUUAUUGAGAGGAAGUAAGAAGUGACUAGUAAAAUCUAAGGAAAGACCUUAGAAACUUGAAAGAAGUAUUUGAGUGAUUCAUGUGGCAGUGGUGCCUUAGAUGAGGAUUCAUAUUACCUUUACAUGCAGAUAUAUUCAGGAAUCAUCAAAGAUACAACAAUGUUCAUUUUGCUGCCACUGGCACUCAUACCCACGCAGUAGGAAGGAGGCUUUUGCAUUUUAGCAUACUGAUUGAAUGGCACUGCUUGCAGGGAGAGUGAACAGGAGGGAGGAGAACAUGAAUGUAUGUGUUGAGUUUGUGACUCUUGGUGCUGGUUAGUUGUUGCCUUCUCCUCCUUUUGAGGGGCACUCCAAUCUGAAUGUCAGUCUUCCAUCUUUUGAAAUCAUACAUGAAGUCAAAUCUGUGUUUUCAAAUGAGUUGCCACAACAUCAAGAGAGGCACCAAGCUGCAAGACUGCCCUUGGUCCUGCAGCAGCUUAUCCUGCCUGGUUUGCAGUCAGCUUCCAGCCUUCCUUCAGGCUCUCCAAACUCAUUAUUGUCCUGAUAGGAAACCCCUGGCUGGAGCUGACUCUGGAAAGUUGUUGAUCUUUCCUCUUCUCUACCCAUACUGUUGCAUGCUCUUAUGGGAAAAUAGAGACUAAAGGGUUCUGUUUUGGGUUGAUUUGCACCAUUUAGUCCAUACAUGGUGAGAGUUUUCAGAUGUCAAAUGGCUGUGAGCGUAUUUUCCCAGAGACAGGAGAAGAUGGGCUGUGGGGAGGAGUGUCAGCAGGAGAUAUGGCUGCAACUUCAGCCAUUUUCAUUUUCCUUCCAAAAAAGUGACUUCAGUUAGUUAGGAGGAUAAAGAAAAUAUAACUAUCACCUCUUGAGAGGAAAAGCUGGGGGGAUUUACCUUCCAGCCAAGUGACUCUUUGCUGUGCUUAUUUUGAAAGGGAAGAGGAACAUACUGAGUUUUCAGUGCCUCUUCUUCAGAGGUCAGAAGUCUAAGCUCUGAGUUGUAACAUCCAUGAAAAUAAACUGGAGCCUUUUAACAAAGCCAUUUCCUGCUCCUCAUGUGAGCAGCCACAGUGUAGCAGCACCUCUGUCUACAGCCCUGGGACUGUCAGGAUGAGGAUUCCGUAGCUUUAAGAUCAAAAUACAUUGCAGAUGGUAAUCUGUGAUUGAAGCUAAGAUAUUUCUGGGGGGAGCACUUUCUAACAUGGCUGAUAGUAAAGCCCAAGUAAUGGAAGAGAAGAAUCCAGAGCUCAUCCCGUUUCAGUUUUAGUUUAUUUGAAAAUGUUGCUUGUUCCCAUGUUCUGGCCAGGUAAUGCUAUCACAUAAUCCAAAAUGGAUUUGGGGUCAACCAGAAGGGACAGCACAAGCAAAGAAGUUUCCACACAUCUGGCCAUAUAAACAAAUCAAUGGCACAAAGCUCACAGUUCUUCCAUCACUGGUCUUUCUGCAAAUUAAAAUAUCAAUAUGAAUGAUGAUAGGUUUUUGCAAAAUCAUGUGCCCACUGAAGUUUCAAUUAGCAGAACAACGGCCAAGUGCUGGUUGGAAUGAAGCAUUGGAAAGACAGAACCUCGGAAGGUAUUUAUGGCCCUUUCAACUCAAAUUCAAUUUCAUUUCAAAUUACAAUUCAAUUUCAAAUGUCCUUUAGGCAUUUUCUGUAUUCAGAUAAGAAUUUUUAAAUCAUGAAGAAAUUACCAUUACAUUUCCUAUGUAGUAUCCAUACUAAUAUAACUUGGAAUUAUUUAAUUUUCUUAAGUAAAAUCCCAAAUUCAUGUCAGUUCUUAUAGCCAGGGACUUAGGUGCCACUGAGAAUUUGCUGUGUUGCUUCUGGUUCCUGCUGGCAUGGGCUGUUUGGUAUUUGCUGUCACAUAUCAGCAAUCUUAACAUAUGAUUUUUAAGGACCACUACAUUUGGGCCACUUACCUACAUAUGAUAAUGCAAUAACUCAGAAGGAACACAAAGGAAGAGUAUACUGAAAAAUAUCCAAACUGUGAAGCAUACAGUACACAGCAGUUCUUUCAAAAGGAGGAAAACCAAAACAGGAGGAAGGGAAUAAAAUGUCAGUUUGGGCAAUAAAAGGUAUUUUAUUCUCUGUUUACUAUUACACAAUGGUAAUAAAUUCAAACCAACAGGGAAACCUUAGCUUGGAUUCAGAAGAAUACUGACAAAACUUAGUAGAAUGCUACAAACUUUUCUGUAGCUUGAGUGUAGUAAAUUCUAUUACCUGAGAAAAUUUGGCUCUGCAGCUUUUCACAUUGAUGCCAUAUAUUAAAUGAUUCCAUAUCUUAAAUUCCCUUCUGCUCAGGGUACCUGCAUCCCAAGUAUCACACAGGGACACAGAAGACAGUUCAGACUUGUGUCUUUAAUGUCAUCUGAAAGUAUAUUGAUUUUAUUGGGUGCUUAGGGACAAUUCUAUUCCUUCACACUCUUUCCUCUUUUUUCUGAUAUUCAUGUGAGCAGUUCACUUUGAUGUUUGCAUUACAUGUAAAGGUCUGGGGGAUCAGCUAUUGCUGUCCUGGGACAAUGACUGAGGCUGGAGGCUUCUGCUGGGUAGGACUCUGAAUGGGGGGGAUGAAUGAGGCUUUCAAAGUUACUGGAGAGGGGCUCACUUAAGCCAACAGCCUUUCUAUAUCAUAAAGAGAAGACACAAUCUACAGGAAAGGGACUAACUUAGAAGAAAAGUACAGAGCACUCAUCAGUUCCUACAUGGCAGUGAGAUGAAAGAGCCUGGUUUUCUCCAGUGUUUCAGCUUUGCUGCUAACAUGCAGUUUUCAGAUUGCAGCCAAGCAAUGCUCAAACUGGGAAGGAAAAAUGAUAUUUUUCUGCACAGGAUGCACAGCUCUUCUGGAGUCCUUUGCCUCUUCUGCAGCAGAUUGCAUGUGACAAGGACAGAUAUCUGUUAGAUGGGGUGAAAAUCACCUGAGCAUGAAAGCAAGGCAAUUGUUUGUCUCUUGGUGCAGCCCUGCUCUUCUCUAAAUGGUACUCACUAUGGAAGUGUUAGGCAGUGUCUUGCUGCAGAAAUGGGCCUCUAUUUACAUCAGGUAUUUUGUGCCAAAUGGUCUGUGUUAAAGCAAUGUCUUGUGUAGUGCAAGCUGAGGUGAGUUUGUUCUUCGAGGGACUAUUUAAAUUCUGUUGUUUUAAUGAAUGCUACUCUUUGCAGUUGCUAAAUCUGCAGUGUUCAGAGCAAGGCGCUGGACUGUCUUUAAUACCACUUUGAAGGCCCUGCCUGUGAGCAUGCAAGAAGGUUCUGUCAAAUAGUUUUAUGCACAAAGGAGCUUCUUCUCAAAAGAAGGCUCUGAAGUCAAUGACAUGUUCUUAUUCACAGGAGCUAAAAAGUGCAGUGAACUAAAGAUAUGUAUGCAGGUAGCAAACAAAUAAACAAGCUGUGCUCUAGAAAAUGUAACAGAUACAUAUUCUUGGAAAAAAUGGAUAAAUAAAAGGCACAGUCCUUGGGAAAUACUGUGCUCCUGCCACUGCCACAUGUACAGUGAAACAUAGAUAUAUUUACAAUUUGAAAGAUAGGUAAGAGUCAAUAUGUAAAAAAUUCCUGAAAACAGAGGUUUUCACAUCCACAUCUAUCUCUCAGGCAGUAGGUCUUGAAGGCUGUGUAACCAGACACUUCUGGCUCCAUCUGAGGCUGGGAACUGAAAGAACAUGUGUUCACCAAAGGAGAAAAAUAUACUGGGCCAUGGUGUUUUCUAUCUUUUCCUCAAAUUUUUUUGCCCCCAGAUGGCUGCUAACUUUAUAUAAUUUGCAGCCAAGGAUCCUCCCACAAGGAGCAGGAACAGAGCCCAAACAGAUCUCAUCCAAAUGGGGCUUGGUUCUGUCUCCAUACUGAUUCAUGCCUAUGCUAAACUCAGGUGAGCCUUCCCAGCAUGCAAAAUUCCCCAUGCAGUUUCUCUCCAAGGCUUUAAUGAAAGCUGCAGUGCUACGUGUGAUUAGAGUCCCUUUGAAACAUUUUAUCCCAACUCAGGCUGUUUGGUUAGAUCACUAAAUUUAGUUUAGAAAUGCUCAGAGGUGAAACCAUUAGUAAGUAACAAGAGAAUGAUUCAUUCCUUACAAAAAUCUGAUGCCUCAGAGGCAUAGCCUGGAGAAGUCGUUUGCCAUGGAUGACUUUCUAGCCAGCUAUUGAGAUGACUGCCAGUAAAGUACACUUGGUGGCAUGUAAUGGAUUGUAGGAAGAGUAAGAGAUGGUGCUGAAGGCAAUCUCACCCCUGAGGAGUUGCAGCUGUACUAAUUACCAAGGAUUAGGAACAGGCCUGCCUUUAAUAGGCCUCAGCUGUGUCCAAUUAAGGCUUACCUUUAAUAGGGCACAGCUGUGUCCAAUAAGGAUGGGUGUUAGAGAAGGGUGGGUUAGCUGCUCUAGAGGGGAGUUGGAGAAUGUGCUGGGAAGAGGAAGGGUCAGGUGGUUGUGUAAGGGACAGCAGGGGUGAGUAUUUCCCAUGAGGGACAGUAAGGGUCAGGUGGUCAUGCAGAAGAAGGACAAAAGGAGUCAGCGUUGUGAGGAGCUGCCCAUGAGGACUCCCAGAGAAGGACUCCAUGUUGCCUUUCUGCCCAGCUAAGAGAUGGAGAGACUUUCAACUGACCUCAGCAGGCUGAAAUGAAGAAAUGAGUAACUGAGCUCCAGUAAGUGGCCAGGACUGUGACACCCAAGAGAAGAUGAACUUUGAGCUCCGCAUGCGGGAGGGGAUCUGCAGGCUGCUGGCGGUGAGCACGCAGCGGGAGCAGCUCCUGCGCGCUGUGAAGAACCUGCUGGUGUGCAACGCUCGCAUCCGGGCCUACAGGGCACAGCUGCAGGCCCCGGGGCAGCAGCAGUCUUCAGAGAAUGGGACAAAAGACCGGACGGCAUGCAGAGCAAGGGUUGCUAUAUCAGAUAUUCGAAUACCAUUAAUGUGGAAAGGCUCUGACCACUUCAGCAAAAAAGAAAAAUCGCAGCGCUGCGCCGUGUUCUGUUUGUUCAGCAUGGGAGCUCAGGUUCUUGAUACUGAGCUGACUCUUGUGGAUGAGGCAAUCACAGAUAUCUGUUUUGAAAAUGUCACCAUAUUUGAUGAAGCAAGCCCAGAUUUCCAGGUGAAGGUUGAAGUGUAUAGCUGCUGUACAGAGGAGUCUUUAUGUAUAACAAACACUCCUAAGAAACUGGCAAAGAAACUUAAAACAUCCCUCAGCAAAGCUACAGGGAAGAAACUCAAAGCUGCACUGCAAGAAGACAGCACUGAACCCCUCUUGCCUGCUGACCCAGUCAUCCAUGGAGCAAAGUUCAGUUUGCUGGCAUACACCACUCUGGGGCUGGAAAGUGCUGAGGACAAUUUCAGGACCCACAACCUUACCAUUACAGGAAAUGAGGAAUCCUCUUUUUGGCUGCCCCUGUAUGGGAACAUGUGCUGCCGUUUAGUUGUGCAGCCCUCCUGCAUGGCCAGGGAUAUGAUGGCAGGAUUCCUAAAUCAGCAGCAAAUGGUAGGAGGUCUGACCAGCUGGAGGAGGCUGUAUUGUGUACUGAGAGGUGGCAAACUCCUUUGUUAUUACUCACCAGAAGAAAUUGAGGCUAAAGUGGAGCCAGCAUUGACAGUUUCCAUCAACAAGGAAACCAGGAUUCGAGCUGUGGAUAAGGACUCCAGCAGAAGAGCCAAUAACUUCUCUGUUAUCAACCCCGUGUCUGGAGAGGGGGUGACGCAACGUUUUGCUGCUGACAGUAGGGAUGAGCUUCAUCAGUGGAUGGAGGCUUUCUGGCAGCACUUUUAUGAUCUGAGCCAGUGGAAGCAUUGUUGUGAGGAACUUAUGAAAAUUGAGAUUAUGUCACCACGGAAACCACCUUUGUUCUUGACAAAGGAAGCGACCUCCGUCUACCAUGAUAUGAGCAUUGAUUCUCCAGUGAAACCUGAGGGCUUAGCUGAUAUCAUCCAUAGGAAAAUUGAAGAGAGCGAUGGUGAGUUCCUUCUUGGCCAGCAGCAAGAGCCUGCAUCUGCCCUGUGGGCGUCACUCUUUGAUGGAGCUCAUGAGAUGACUGUUCACAAAAACACGCAUCCGGACCCCCAAAGAGAUGCUACCAGUCCCAGUGACAGCAGAGGAAAGAAAAGAAGAGCUCCACCUCCCCCCUCUGAUAAAUCACCCUACAGUGCAGAGGCCCAGGUGAACACAGAGCAGCUGGGCAAGGAGAACUGGGGGAAGCCUGACCACACACCUGCCAGCAGCUCCUCCUUUGGGUCAGUGUUAGCUACGAAGAUGCAGCAGCUGCAAACCCCCAUUGCUCCCCCUCGCAAAAUUGGCCUUUGUGGGCAAAGUGGUUUAGCUGGCCUGGGGAAUCCUGUUUCUCUGCUGAGCAAGAGCAAGUCUGAAACCAAACCAGUCCCAACCCCUAGACAUAAAGGCAUCACAGAAAUACUAGACCCCAGGUCCUGGUUGCAUCCAUAGGCAUCAUAUUUAGCUUAGAGAAGUCUUUGGAAUUUAAAGUUUCUCAGCCUUCUCCUAAUACCCUUCAUUAAAAGUAGAUUUUAGCAUUUAGCUCAAGUGUUUCCUGUGAGCCAGGGCAUUACUGCUAGCUGCAGUCUCAGCUGUAGUCAUUAGUGCUCUAUCUGAAUAAUUGCACUAGAAUGGGGGGGUGGUUCUCUGUCUGGAGUAACGGUGCUAUUUCUGAAAACAAUAGUUCAGUACUUUCCUCUUGAAAAAACCACAGUGUUCAGGGUAAGCUCAGCUGUCCCCACAGCAGGGAUGUUCCCAGUGCCUCCUACCAGUCCCUCAGCUUAGCCCAUCCACAGCUCCUCAGAAUACUCAAGUGGGAAUUCACACAUUCAGCACAGAUCUUGCAAAGCUGAUUUUCUUGGGCGCCAUGCUUGCUGCAUCCUCUCCAUCCCUUGCUGUUUAGGAAACACUGCCUAUAUGGUAAUCGAGUAUGAAAAGCUUUUGUGCUGUUCUGAAUGGCUCUGUAACUCCAUACACAUUUCUGAGGCAGUUCCCUCAAUUUCGUGUGGGAUUUCCCAAGUUCCUGCUGGUUCAUGUGCAAUUGGAAUGGACCAGAAUUAUCUGUCUUUGAGCAAGGAUAUGAUCCAUCACUGCUGGUUUAUUUUGGGCUAAGACAAGCAUUCAAAAGCAGUUGCUUGGGUAUGUGCUCAUCUUAGGGUUGUUUUUCCUGCCAAACGUGGGUCUGUACCACAGCUCUCCUUUGUGGAGCCUCUCAGCUGUUCCUGCUGGGGAGCUGCUUUGUAAGCAGGCAGUGAUACUGGUAACAAACAGGGCUUUGCACCACUUGUUCCUUCUGCAGUAGCACAGAAUAAGCACUUCAGGUGGAGGUACUGAACUCUGAGAUUCUUUCAUCAGCCUGUUCACUCCCGUUUCACUUCUAUAAGAAGCACGGGUUGUUAGGGCUCCUGUGGCACCUACAAAGCAUCUACUACAUAAGAAAGAGCCGUGUUCUCUUGGAUCCACAGCUGAAUACCCAGCCAUUUCCUUGACUGAUGCAUUUGUCUCAGAUGCUGCAACUUAUCCAAGGGCAAAGGUCUGCUUGCAGUUCUCCCUCUGGAGACUUGGUGCUCAGACCUGUGCUGAGAGGGUCAUAUCAGUGACUGUAUACAUACAGUUCAUUAUUUAUCAUUUUUCCCCCAAAAUGUGGAUGGCUCUGGGAGCUUUACCAUUUCUCCAUAAGAUACUGUGGGCAUGGUUGGUUGGUGGUUUUAUUUUAUUUAAUUUUUUGUCUUCAGCUAAGCUCUUGGAUCCACAGUUGUAAAGGUAUCUGCUGAAUUCCCUCAGUAGUUCAUUUGGGAUGGGGUUGAGAGGCAGGUUUCAUUUACAAAUCCUUUUGCAGGAUUAGAGCCCUUUGUUCUAGAAUGUCCUUGUUCAUUCUUCAUUUAAUCACGUUCCAUUUUCCCUCUGAAACAACCAUAAUCAUUCUUACAAUAAAUCAUGCUGUUACUUAA